GGGUCACGGGCGUGACGUCACCACUAGGCGCCGCUCGGAGACGCGAGCGAGGCGGCUGAGGCAGCUGAGGCGGGACCGUCCCGCGUCGUCGUCGUCUCGAGCCAGCGAGAGAGGAGAGAGAGAGGGGAGAGAGGAGAGAGAGAGGUCGUCCAUCUCCCGUGCUGCUUCCCGCUCAGCGCAGCGGAGCCAUGGCGCUUCCCACCGAGGCGAGCGUCAAGAAGCUGCUGGGCAAGUACAAGUACAAGGACAUGACAACCAAAGAUGUCAUGAACGUAAUUGCAGUUUAUAAGGAUUUGAAGCCAGUUGUUGACAUGCAUGUGUUCAAUGAUGGCACGGCAAGGGAACUUGUAAGUCUCAAUGGAACCAUACCUGUAAACUACAGAGGAAGCAUCUACAACAUUCCUGUGCAACUCUGGCUGUUUGACACACAUCCAUACAACCCUCCCAUCUGCUUUGUGAAGCCCACAAGCACGAUGUUGAUUAAGCAGGGAAAACACGUUGAUGCAAAUGGCCGUGUGUACCUGCCCUAUCUACACGAGUGGAAAGCUAAUGCGUCGGACUUGGUGGGCCUGAUCCAGGUGAUGCUGGUGGUGUUUGGGGAAGAGCCGCCUGUGUUCUCCCGCACCUCCGCUGGCCAGGCCGUGGCCCCCAUGGGCCCUUUCAACCAUGGCUACCCUUCGUACCCAGCAGCCGGACCGCCCAUGGGAUCCUAUGUGCCAGGAGGAGGCACCUACCCAUACCAGCCGACAGCCAAUACAAACUAUCCUCCUUACCCAUUCUCUGGAGGCUCUGCGUAUCCAGCCCCACCACCAGCCCAACCCCAAAUCAGCCAACCACAUUACGGCAGUCAGCCAGUUCCUGGGACGUCUGCCAUGUCCAGGGACGGCGUCAUCUCGGAGGAGCACAUCCGCGCGUCGCUGGUGUCGGCCAUCACUGACAAGUUGCGCUGGCGCCUGAACGAGGAGGUGAGCCGCGCGCAAGCGGAGCUGGAGGCGUUGCAGCGCACCGAGGAGGAGUUGCGCAAUGGUCAGCGAUCGCUGCAGGAUAUGGCCGGACGCAUCACCCGCGAGAUCGGUGAUGUAGAUCAGAACAUUGAUCUGCUGAAGAAGAAGGAUGAAGAGAUCACAUCAGCUCUAGAAAAGAUGGAGUCCCAGUCGGAAUCGAGUAACAUUGACGAGGCUGUGGUGACAACGGCACCGCUGUACAAGCAGAUCCUGAACCUGUACGCAGAGGAGAACGCCAUUGAAGACACCAUAUUCUAUCUGGGAGAAGCGCUGCGCCAGGGAGUCAUUGAUCUGGACGUGUUCCUGAAGCACGUGCGCCUGCUCGCCAGAAAGCAGUUCCAGUUGAGGGCACUCAUGCAGAAGGCCAGGAAGACCGCCUGCCUCACAGACCACUACUGACACGGAUCUUUGGGUUUACCUCUGUUGAACUCAUUCCCUCCCCCCUUCGCUAAUUGUACCAAACCACAGUGUCUACGGACAGUAUUUCCAUUGUCGAGUCUGCUAGGAGUGUCCUACGGUGUCGCUUAUGGAUCAAAGAAAAUGUAAUCACUUUUGGUUCGGAGGACAUAUUUAGGAACAAAAAUAUUCACGUUUCACAUUGGCCAAAAGAAUUAGAAUAUAUAAUUAUCAUAUGUUCUGAACAGGGUCCCUUCACACUGGUUGAUGUGUGAGAUCAAGCUCAGAGAUAUGGUGACUCAUGGACUGUGAAAUAAAAACAAGCUGGUGUAUGUAUAUGGUGUCGCGAAUGAAGAUACUUAAUGUUGUUUUAAAGAGUUUGCUUGGUAAUAUACGUAGUUUGAUAUGCAAAAUUUAUUUGUUGUAUAUUUUUCCCCAAAACCUGUCCGCAAACUAGGAUUUGCUACCUUUUCAAUGUUUUCCUGUUCCAGAAUAGUGCCAGUACACUGAUGAUGCAACCCUUUCAGCUUAAAAGACCAGUUAGUGGUUACGUUUAUUUUUUUGUUAAUUCGAUCUGUGCUUCAUUACUGUAAUCGACAAUGCGUACAGCGGGUGCGUGCACACACACAAAGAGUCAGCCUUCAUACCAGAUCUCAGAGCCUAAGCACCAAACAUAAGUUAACAGAAACUAAUGAUAGUUGUUUUUUGUCGAUCGAUUUCUUGAGUCUGAGAGAACUGCGAAGUCAAGAGUUUACUUUUCUUGCUGAUCCAGGACAGUUGUUUCAACAAUCUUUACAAUAUCUAACAUCUUCCACAGUUAAUGAGGAGAAUAGUAACAUGCAGAUGUUUACAAGCACACUUUUAUUUAUUUUGUUAACUCCAUAAAUUAAUCGACAUAUUUUAGUUAUGUUGGGUAAAAUGUUUCUCACGUGCUUUUCCCUCCUGACAUGUUCAAUUGUUUGGACAUAAAAUACGCCUGUGAUUGAGAGAGGGCACAAACAAGGAAACCUAAAACAGUUUUGCUCUUGUUGCUUUCUCCUGCUGAUCCUUCAUCACACAUGUGUUUUACGUGAAGCAAGUUUAAAAUAUAACAACACUCAAUUCCUGCUACUAAGUAGAAUGUGUAUUCUGUAAUAUUUUCAAGUUGCACUUAAUGCUAAAAUGAAUGGUUAUGCAGCAUAGAAAAUAUUUUUUUGAUAUGUUGUAUGUCAAGGAAAGGAUGACGUGUGUACUUUUACCAAAAAAAAACAAUAAAAUAUAAAAUAAUUUACCAAA
Molecule: messenger RNA, 2675 nt
Organism: Petromyzon marinus (sea lamprey)
Lineage: Eukaryota; Metazoa; Chordata; Hyperoartia; Petromyzontiformes; Petromyzontidae
Product: tumor susceptibility gene 101 protein-like
Biological process (GO): endosome to lysosome transport; protein modification process; protein transport
Cellular component (GO): ESCRT I complex
Molecular function (GO): ubiquitin binding
Source: RefSeq, a predicted model, not a curated record